Myotis daubentonii (Daubenton's bat) is the source of this 10792-nucleotide messenger RNA. It is a transcript of the gene CHD6, whose product is annotated as chromodomain helicase DNA binding protein 6. Gene Ontology annotation, molecular function: ATP binding; protein binding. The record is from RefSeq and is a predicted model, not a curated record. NCBI's taxonomy places the organism in Eukaryota, Metazoa, Chordata, Mammalia, Chiroptera, Vespertilionidae.
GCUUGAAAUGGGCUUCUACCUGAGCGGCAGCCAGACUGACCAAUGACUCUAUGUUUUGGGCUGGCGAAGCCCAAUGAUGUGGCAAGGAAGGCGGGCCCGAGCCGGGUUAGGGUGUCCUUGCAGGGUGUCUGAGCUAAACUUCACCAAAUAAUAGCUGUUUGUAUUUUGGCUGCUGCAGGAGCCAUUUUAGAAAUAAAUAUCUUCCUUCAAUAGAUGAUAAUGAAAAUACAGAAGAAAGAGAAGCAGUUGUCACAUUUAAAAGUUCUGAAUCACUCCCCAAUGUCUGAUGCCUCCGUCACUUUUGACUACAAAUCCCCCUCCCCGUUUGACCACAGCACUGAUCAGGAAGAAAAAAUUGAAGAUGUUGCCAGUCACUGUCUGCCCCAGAAGGACCUGUACCCUGCUGAAGAGGAAGCUGAGACCCUUUUUCCUAGGAAAAUGACAUCUCAUAAUGGGAUGGAGGACAGUGGAGGAGGGGGCACUGGAGUGAAGAAGAAACGGAAGAAAAAGGAUCCAGUAGAGCAAGAGGGGGCAGCAAAGGGAAGAAAGGACAGGGAGCCCAAGCCAAAGAGGAAGCGAGAACCUAGAGAGCCAAAGGAACCCAGAAAGGCCAAGGAGCCCAGGAGGGCCAAGGAGCCCAAGGAUCCUAAGCAGAAGGAUGGAGCAAAGAAAGCACGGAAGCCCCGGGAGGUCUCGGGCACCAAAGAGGCCAAAGAGAAGAGGAGCGGUGCUGACUCUACAGCCAGGACGAAGUCCAGGAAGGCCAGCAAGGAGCAAGGACCAACCCCAGUGGAGAAAAAGAAGAAAGGAAAAAGGAAAAGUGAAACCACAGUGGAGAGUUUAGAGCUGGAUCAGGGCCUGCCGAACCCAUCCCUGCGGAGUCCUGAGGAAUCCACUGAGUCUACAGACAGCCAGAAACGACGCUCUGGACGGCAAGUGAAGCGCAGAAAAUACAACGAGGACCUGGAUUUCAAAGUGGUGGAUGACGAUGGGGAAACAAUCGCUGUUCUUGGAGCUGGCCGAGCAUCUGCCCUCUCAGCUUCUACCCUGGCUUGGCAGGCAGAGGAGCCUCCAGAAGAUGAUGCAAACAUCAUUGAGAAGAUCCUGGCAUCUAAGACUGUCCAGGAGGUUCACCCUGGAGAACCCCCAUUUGACUUGGAGCUGUUCUACGUUAAGUAUAGAAAUUUUUCCUACUUACACUGUAAAUGGGCCACGAUGGAAGAGCUCGAAAAGGAUCCUCGCAUCGCACAGAAGAUCAAGCGAUUUAGGAAUAAACAAGCCCAGAUGAAGCACAUUUUUACUGAGCCUGACGAAGACUUGUUCAACCCAGACUAUGUAGAAGUUGAUCGCAUCUUGGAGGUGGCCCACACCAAGGAUGCAGAAACAGGAGAGGAAGUGACGCAUUAUCUGGUGAAGUGGUGCUCACUGCCCUAUGAAGAAAGUACAUGGGAGCUAGAGGAAGACGUGGAUCCUGCUAAAGUUAAAGAAUUCGAAUCUCUUCAAGUUCUUCCUGAAAUUAAGCAUAUGGAACGGCCUGCUUCAGACUCCUGGCAGAAACUCGAGAAGUCUCGUGAGUAUAAGAACAGUAACCAGCUCCGGGAGUACCAACUGGAGGGAAUGAACUGGCUUCUAUUUAACUGGUAUAACAGGAAAAACUGUAUUUUGGCUGAUGAGAUGGGUCUAGGGAAGACCAUCCAGUCCAUCACAUUCCUUUCAGAAAUAUUCCUCAGGGGAGUCCAUGGCCCUUUCCUCAUCAUCGCCCCCCUCUCCACUAUCACCAACUGGGAACGGGAGUUUCGAACGUGGACAGAGAUGAAUGCCAUUGUGUACCACGGCAGCCAGAUCAGUAGGCAGAUGAUCCAGCAGUAUGAGAUGGUGUACAGAGAUGCACAGGGAAACCCCCUUUCUGGAGUCUUCAAGUUCCAUGUUGUCAUCACAACAUUUGAGAUGAUCCUGGCAGACUGCCCAGAGCUGAAGAAGAUUCACUGGAGCUGUGUGAUCAUCGAUGAAGCUCACAGGUUGAAGAACAGGAACUGCAAACUUCUGGAGGGUCUAAAGCUCAUGGCCCUGGAACACAAAGUGCUGCUCACUGGGACACCCUUGCAGAACUCUGUGGAGGAACUCUUCAGUUUGCUCAACUUCCUGGAGCCAUCACAGUUUCCUUCAGAGACUGCUUUCUUGGAGGAGUUUGGAGAUCUGAAAACAGAGGAACAGGUGAAGAAACUGCAGUCUAUCCUAAAACCAAUGAUGCUUCGGCGGCUGAAAGAUGAUGUGGAAAAGAACCUUGCUCCCAAACAAGAGACGAUCAUUGAAGUAGAGCUGACCAAUAUCCAGAAAAAGUACUACCGGGCCAUCCUAGAAAAGAACUUUUCCUUCCUGACCAAAGGGGCAAAUCAGCACAACAUGCCCAACCUCAUCAACACCAUGAUGGAGCUGAGAAAGUGCUGCAACCAUCCCUACCUGAUCAACGGGGCAGAGGAGAAAAUUCUGGAAGAUUUCCGGAAAACCCACAGCUCUGAUGCCCCUGACUUUCAGCUGCAGGCCAUGAUUCAGGCGGCAGGGAAGCUGGUGCUGAUUGAUAAACUACUCCCUAAGCUGAUUGCAGGUGGCCACAAAGUACUUAUCUUCUCCCAGAUGGUGCGCUGUCUCGAUAUCCUGGAAGAUUAUCUCAUCCAGAGAAGAUACACCUAUGAGCGAAUUGAUGGGCGAGUACGGGGAAACCUGCGCCAGGCAGCCAUCGACCGGUUCUGUAAGCCAGACUCAGACCGCUUUGUCUUUCUUCUGUGCACCAGAGCGGGAGGCCUGGGGAUCAAUCUCACAGCCGCUGAUACCUGCAUCAUAUUUGAUUCAGACUGGAACCCUCAAAAUGACUUGCAGGCUCAGGCCCGAUGUCACCGGAUAGGCCAGAGUAAAGCUGUGAAGGUGUAUCGCCUCAUUACUCGGAACUCCUAUGAGCGAGAAAUGUUUGAUAAGGCCAGCCUGAAGCUGGGUCUGGACAAGGCUGUUCUUCAGGACAUCAACCGAAAGGGCAGCACCAAUGGAGUACAGCAGCUUUCAAAAAUGGAGGUAGAGGACUUGCUCCGGAAAGGUGCUUAUGGAGCCUUAAUGGAUGAGGAAGACGAAGGCUCCAAGUUCUGUGAAGAAGACAUAGACCAGAUUCUGCAGAGGAGAACCCACACCAUCACGAUCCAGUCUGAAGGACAGGGGUCCACUUUUGCCAAGGCUAGCUUUGUGGCUUCAGGAAACAGAACAGAUAUUUCCUUAGACGACCCGAAUUUUUGGCAGAAAUGGGCUAAAAUAGCUGAACUGGACACUGAAGCAAAGAAUGAAAAGGAAAGCUUAGUGCUCGACCGGCCUCGUGUGAGAAAGCAAACCAAACACUACAACUCCUUUGAGGAGGAUGAGCUCAUGGAGUUUUCAGAGUUGGACAGUGACUCUGAUGAAAGGCCCACGAGGUCCAGGCGCCUCAAUGAUAAAACCAGGCGCUACCUCCGAGCCGAAUGCUUCCGGGUAGAGAAGAACCUGCUCAUCUUUGGCUGGGGCCGGUGGAAGGACAUCCUGACUCAUGGGCGAUUCAAAUGGCAUCUGAACGAAAAGGACAUGGAGAUGAUUUGCCGUGCCCUGCUGGUGUACUGUGUCAAGCAUUACAAGGGGGACGAGAAGAUCAAGAGCUUCAUUUGGGAGCUUAUCACACCUACCAAAGAUGGGCAGGCCCAGACCCUCCAGAACCACUCAGGGUUGUCUGCUCCAGUCCCCAGAGGGAGGAAGGGGAAGAAGACAAAGAACCAGCUUCUGCUCCCAGAGUUAAAGAAUGCAGACUGGCUGGCCACCUGCAACCCCGAGGUGGUCUUGCAUGAUGAUGGCUACAAGAAACAUCUCAAACAACACUGCAACAAGGUACUUUUGCGAGUUCGGAUGCUCUACUACCUAAAAGCUGAAAUACUGGGAGAAGCAGCUGAUAAAGCAUUUGAAGGAACUCCUGCCAGGGAGCUGGAAGUGCCUCUGCCUGACAUCGACUACGUGGAGAUUCCAGUGGACUGGUGGGAUGCUGAGGCCGACAAGUCCCUUCUGAUUGGCGUAUUCAAACAUGGGUAUGAGCGGUACAAUGCCAUGCGAGCAGACCCUGCACUUUGUUUCCUGGAGAAGGUUGGGAUGCCAGAUGAGAAGUCCCUUUCUGCAGAACAGGGUGUUACGGAUGGGACCUCAGACAUUCCUGAAAGAAGCAACACGGAUAAAGAUGACAACACUGAAGACAAACUAGAUGGCCUCCGGAAACAAGUGGAGAGUUCCAGUGACGGAGGGGAUGGCAUUUUUGGUGAGGAGAAGAAGGAUGACAGCCGGGCAGCCCAGGAUGGCUCCGACCCAGACAAAUCGCCCUGGCCAGUUUCAUCUGCGCUCACAGCUCGGCUCAGACGACUGGUCACUAUUUACCAGCGUUGCAACCGCAAGGAACUCUGCCGGCCUGAAAUUCUGGGACCAGGUAACCAAGGAUACUGGGUCCAGGAAGAGAUGUUCAGGAGGACUUCUGAAAUGGACCUCAUCAACAAGGAAGCCCAAAAGAGGUGGACAAGGAGGGAGCAAGCUGACUUCUACAGAACAGUGUCUUCCUUUGGUGUUGUUUAUGAUCAAGAAAAGAAAACUUUCGACUGGGCGCAGUUCCGCAUCAUUUCUCGUUUGGACAAGAAAUCGGAUGAGAGCCUGGAACACUAUUUUUAUAGUUUUGUGGCCAUGUGCCGGCACGUCUGCCGUCUGCCCCCGUGGAAAGAUGGCGGUCCCCCAGAUCCCACCAUCUGUGUUGAACCCAUCACUGAGGAACGGGCUGCAAGAACCCUGUACCGCAUUGAACUAUUACGGAAGGUCCGAGAGCAGGUGCUAACGUGUCCCCAGCUGCACGAACGCCUCCAGCUCUGCAGGCCCAGCCUCUACCUCCCAGUGUGGUGGGAGUGUGGGAAGCACGAUCGGGACCUGCUCAUCGGCACCGCCAAACAUGGGCUGAAUCGCACUGACUAUUACGUCAUGACUGACCCCCAGCUGUCCUUCCUGGACGCCUACAGAAACUACGCCCAGCAUAAAAGACCUGACACCCAGGCUCCAGAGAGUCUCUAUUGCCUUUACCAGACCAACUCCAAACUCUAUGAAUCUCCUACAUACACACAAAUGAGCAGGACUUCAGAGUCCCUUGAAACUGAACCUGAGAAUCUAGGACAAAUAGAAGGUAGGGAUGAUCAUCUUGGCCCACCUGGGGGCAGCUUAUCAGACAUCACGUGUGAGAACUUUAUUUCUAAAGUUCAGGAUGUCAUCUCUAUCACCCAUGAGGAAAGCCUGCUGCCUGAGUCCUUGGAGAGCAUGAUGUAUGGUAAGAAGGGGCUCAGCCGAGAGCCUGGCUCUUUUCAGGAGAGCCCACAUACCAACACAGAAGCCAGAACAGAUGCCCUUGGCAUUUCAGCAAGCAGAGGUGCGAACUGCCGGCCCAAUGGCCACGAGGCAGCAGUAGCUGCAGGCCCCUCUCUUAUGGAUAGUUUGGAAGCAGGAGUAGCUCAAAUGAACAUUAAAAAUGGAGAACACGUGUUGAUGUCUCUUGCAAGAGACAAGGAGCUCUGCUGCAACGAGGCAAAGCAGAGGCCUGAGAGCGUCGGGCAGCUGGAAGCCACGUUCUUGGCUUCCCCUUCCUUGGAUCAAGGAAAUGAAAGUGGGUUUGUUGAUAUGUGUAACCUUAGUGUCUGUGACUCCAAAAGAAACCCGUCAUCAGAGCAGCAAUUAAUUGAUUUACUAGAAAACAAGAGUUUAGAAACUGAUUUGAUACUGAAUCAGAACCACAGUGAUGAGGAGGAGGAAGAGGAGGAAAACGAGGAGGAAAACUUGGACGUAGCAGCAGGCGGGAGGGGUAGGCCAGAGGUUCUGCCUCUGAGCGAGCCCACCGCCAGUACUCCAGGAGAGAAGGGCCGAGGCCUCCAUGCAGAGGAAGCCCAGACAGGCCGCCUGGGGGCCGGGAGCCGGAGUGCCGGGCUGCAGGGGGCUUUUCCUCAAGUGGCCUGUCAGUGCCACUGCAAACACUUGGAGAGGUGGACACGCGGCCUGGAGAGUGAUGAAUUUGAAGUGGAGAAGCCCAAGGGUCAUAGCCCAGACCUGUACAAAAGCAAAACUAAUAACGUCACAAUGGAGGGUGAGCUCACGGCCAUUCCAUUGGAGCCAUUUAAAGUGAAGCAUGAACUUGUAAAAGAACCUUGGAAAGAAAGUGCAGAAGGGAAGAAAGGGUUCCCUACAUAUCCUCCUGAAGGAAGUGAGCUCAAGUCAGAAGACAUGGAUUUCGAGAGUAAAGAUGACUAUGACAGAGAUGGAAACUGCCAUAAUCAAGAUUACCCAGGGAAAUACUCUGAAGAGGAGAGCAAGAGCUCGACGUCAGGCCUCACUGGCGACAUCGGAGACGACCUGCAGGAAGCCCGGGCCCCGACCAUCGCACAGCUGCUGCAGGAGAAAACCCUCUACUCGUUCUCCGAGUGGCCAAAGGAUCGAGUGAUAAUCAACCGCCUAGAUAACAUCUGCCACGUGGUGUUGAACGGGAAGUGGCCCCCCAGCCAGCAGUAUGAGCCCUCGGGCACCCUGCCCGCCCCUGUGUUAGCCAGCACUGUUGGCUCUCGAAGCAGCCUCUCGGAGCCUGAAGUGUCGGAGCACAGCUUCAGCAACGGUGCAGCGCUGGUGGCCCAGAUCCAGAAGGACAGCUUCUUGGCUCCAGUUUUCCCAAAGGAUGAGCAAAAGCACAGACGUCCUUACGAGUUUGAGGUGGAGCGGGAUGCAAAGGCUCGGAACCUGGAACAGUUCUCUGCCACCCAUGGGCACCCCCCCAUCAUCCUCAAUGGCUGGCAUGGGGAGUCAGCAAUAGACCUCUCCUGCACAUCUGAGGGGUCCCCAGGAGCCACCUCCCCUUUCCCAGUGAGUGCCAGCACCCCUAAAAUUGGGGCUAUCAGUUCACUUCAAGGAGCCCUUGGCAUGGACUUGUCUGGGAUUCUACAAGCUGGCCUGAUCCACCCAGUGACCGGGCAGAUUGUCAACGGGAGCCUCAGAAGAGAUGAUGCUGCCGCGAGGAGGCGGAGAGGGAGGCGGAAACAUGCUGAAGGAGGGAUGGACCUCAUCUUUUUGAAGGAGCAGACACUUCAGGCAGGAAUCCUGGAAGUCCAUGAAAACUCAGGGCAGGCCUCCCUGAGCACCUCCCACCCUGAAGGGCCAGUGCCCGCCCCUUCGACCCCAGAACCAGCCCCAGCAGCUGGCAGCCAGGCGGAGAAGACCAUUCCCAGCAAAAGUCUGCUUGACUGGCUGAGGCAGCAGGCUGACUACUCCUUAGACGUCCCUGGCUUUGGAGCAACUUUUUCAGACAAACCAAAGCAGAGGAGGCCACGCUGUAAGGAACCUGGGAAAUUAGAUGUCAACUCUCUGAGUGGGGAAGAGAGGGUUUCUGCUGCCCCCAAGGAGCCAGGACUGAGGGGGUUUCUCCCAGAAAACAAGUUCAAUCACACCCUGACCGAGCCUGUUCUUCGCGAUGCAGGCCCCCGCAGGAGGGGGAGGCGGCCUCGGAGUGAGCUCCUGAAAGCUCCCGCCAUUGCAGCGGACUCACCCUCUGGAAUGGGGCCACUGUUCAUGAAUGGACUGAUUGCUGGGAUGGACCUGGUAGGACUUCAGAACAUGAGAAAUAUGCCGGGCAUCCCCCUCACAGGGCUGGUGGGGUUCCCGGCCGGCUUCGCCACGAUGCCCACUGGUGAAGAGGUCAAGAGCACCCUGAGCAUGCUGCCCAUGAUGCUGCCGGGAAUGGCCACCAUGCCCCAGAUGUUCGGUGUCGGGGGCCUCCUCAAUGCCCCCAUGGCAACUACCUGCACUUCGACUGCUCCAGCGCCUCUGUCAAGCACAACAAAAAGUGGCACGUCAGUGACCGAACAGACUGCAGAAGACAAGCCAAGUAGCCGUGACGGAAAAACAGACAUGUCUGCGGAAGACAAGCCCGGACUCAAGCCCGGUCCUAGUCCGUAUUCCGAUCAGUCCGAACCUGCAAUAACUACAAGUAGUCCUGUGGCUUUUAACCCGUUUCUCAUCCCAGGAGUGUCUCCUGGACUCAUCUACCCACCCAUGUUCCUCUCCCCUGGCAUGGGCAUGGCUCUGCCAGCCAUGCAGCAGGCCAGACACUCUGAGAUAGCAGGGCUGGAGAGCCAGAAGAGGAAGAAGAAGAAAACAAAAGGGGACAACCCGAACCCCAACCCAGAGCCUGCUCCCGGGUCGGAUAGGGAGCCGGGCAAUGACCAGAACUGCCCCGAAUCCAGGGCACCUGUGCCAUCAGAUAGAGAACAUGCGGCACAGGCCGGGGACAGGGGCCUCAAAGACUCCAACAGUGACACCAAUUAGAACUUUUUCAUUUAAGAAAUGAUGUGACUUGUAAGUUUCUUAUCCCAUAAAGGUUUGUUACUUCCCUCCCUUCACCUUCAUAAGAACCUGUGUUUCCAUAAGUAAUAUUUACCUACCUAAUUUCCUGUCUGAGAACUAUGGUAACAGAUGUCAAUAGCUGCAGGGUCUUGCCACUUCAUUAGAUAAGUGUUGUCGACCUAGUCUAGGAGGCACAGAAUUCUCCCUCUGUUAUCCAGUUGUUCAUUCCAGCAAUCGUAGUUAAUACAGUACUUGGUGACACGCCCUACCCCCUUCUCUUCCAAGUUUCCCACGUAUUUGAGGAGGAAAAAUGGCAUAAGAAGGCUGUCUAGGGACUUAACCGUUAAAGGGCCGAAGGACAGGCGGAGCAGCUCUUUUUCCAUGAGCUGUGUUGGAUGGGAAAGAAUGUAAUGGGGAACCAAAAAGCACAGGAAAAGGAAGUGCUGGUGCACAUUUUUUAGUUAAAGUAUUUCCCUAUUUUAUCAUGAUUACUAAAUGAGUAGUAUAGAUAGAAAUAUAUAACUAAUGAUUGAAAAUGCAUAUAUUCAUUUCUUUAUAAAACAAAAUCCUUAUUGGUAGUAAAUUAACUUCCCCCUUUAUGGUUUUUCAGCACCUGCAGCAAGAAGAAGUACUGACUAGGCAUUAUUUUAUAUGUGUAUGCUUUCUCCCAAGGUAAAGGAUGAUUCUCAGUAUGAGGACACUUUACACACCUUGAGUUAUUGCUGGCGACGGGGGUGGGUGAGGGGCUCACCCUCCGUGGAGCUGCACGCUGCUCACAAGCACAUGACUAGCACUCCACUCCCCUCAUUCUCCAGAAUUGCGCUCGCCACCACUGGGCCUGAUGGGUUUUUAUUUUGUGCUUUCGUCCACCAAAAAUCAGGCUCUUUCUGGAGCUUGCAAGAAAACAGUCACUCAACACUUUUACACUUGCCUAGGUCCUUCUGUCAGAGUCAUCUGAGGUUGUCAAAACGUGUGUGCCACCUUUUAUAAAAUGACUGUGAAAAGUUUUAUUCUCCAUUUUUUUCUCUAUUUGGUUUUACAGUUGGACCCAGAUUCCAAAUCAUCAAGUUAGUCAAGACUGUUGCAAAUUAACAUUAUUUUUCCUUCCUCCUGCCCAAGCAGCACUUCAGCCCGUUUCCUUUGGCCUUCCCCCUUGUGUUCCAAACCUUCCAAUGACCUUACCCUUUCCUGACAGUCCACAUUCUGAGACUUGAAAUAAUAGCUCAUGGCUCAGAACUCUGGGGGCACAGGGCGGCGCAGGACCGUUGGAAAUGUCAGAAGUGUUACUAGUACCAGUUUCACUUUUUGUUGUCACAAUUUACUGUAUUUUUUACUUUUUCUGUUACCGUUUUGCUAAUUUAUCAGAAGGUCCAAAAGUUUGACAUAACUAUUUCAGUUUGCAUUAUUUAUUUAUGAUGCUUUUGUCAUUGUCUUUUAUACAUUUGGGAUUAUAAAUUAUGUAAAUGUUAAAAUGAGCAUCUCAAAGAAGUCUGUUAAAUCAUGACCGAAAAGAAUCAAAUGUAUUUUCAAAAAGUGGAGUCCCAGUUUUGUGAAUCAAAGCUAUAAACCAGAAAAUCUAUAACUGAUCGUGUAAGAAGAAAGAACCCAGUAAUUGAACAGAUCCUAUUUAAUUACAUCUUUGUAGCAUAGAUGGUCUGUAAUGCUGACAACAGAUUUCUUAGAAAUGCUGCUCUCUCUAUUUAACUAACAUUUUGUUCAGUUUUGCCUCCAGUGGAAGCAGAAAGGGUUUUUUCAGCUGUUAAAUCCUGAAAAUCAAUAUAAUUUAUUUAUGUAAAAAAAAAUCACUCAAUCAAUAUAUUUUUGAACCUUUUAAGUACUAAUUUUCUUUUUAUCAAGUAGAAAAAAAUGUAUUUGCCCUAAAUCCUUAAAAUACAAAUGCUAUAAAAAUUCAUGUAUCUUGAAAGCCUUACUGCAAAUGAGUAUUAUAGACAUCCAGCAGAGCCUGGGCUCUUCGUCGUCGUCGUCAUCGUCCUUGUUUUGUACGGAAAAGCUGCUUCCCCAGGUUCCACUUAGAACCUCCAGUAGGUCACAGGGUUCAGUAUGGAUUUGCUUUUGAAACCCACCAGCAUGCGAAAACCCCUGUUACCGCUUCCCGAGCCUGUAUGUUAGCUCUCUGGGCGUUUAGGCUGAUUUUGACUGCUAUUGUGUCCCUGUUUGCAAAAUGAAAAUGACACUUUGUGGAUUAUUUUCUCUGUAAGGCAUAAGUGCUUCUUAUUAUUUUGACGUUAUUAAGAGCAAAAGCCAAAUUUAAACUCUCUUCAGCCAACUUGAGCCUUUUCAUCAAAUUCCAUGUCACUCACAGCCAUAAAUUCCCUUGAUCGUUCCUCACCCCAUGUCUUACAUAAUAAAUUGUCUGUGGUCUUGA